GGCACAACUUCAACUGAAAAAUGGCUGGGGGCUCAUCUCUGAGACUUUCCAUCUUAGGUGUCUCCCUCCUCUCUUUCUCGUUCCAAUGCUUCUGCCAUUGUAAUGUGAACAGAAAAGGUGGGACUAGAAGUGUUGGGAUCAAGGGGAUGUUUGUGUUUGGAAGCUCCCUGGUUGACAAUGGGAACAAUAACUUCCUACAAAACUCACUGGCCAGAGCUGAUUACUUGCCAUAUGGAGUUGAUUUUCCUCUUGGCCCUUCUGGGAGAUUCACAAAUGGGAAGAACGUUAUCGAUCUUCUUGGAGAGCAGCUUAAGAUACCUUCCUUCAUUCCAGUAUUCGCUGACCCCCAAACUAAAGGAAGCAAAAUUGUUCAUGGUAUCAACUUCGCUUCUGGUGCUUCUGGUAUACUCGAUGAUACUGGCUCCUUAGCGGGACGUGUAAUGAGUCUAAAUGAGCAAAUUAGAAACUUCGAGGAGGUAACUUUGCCAGAGUUAAAAACCCAAUUAGGGUUGGGGUGCAGUACAAGCUUUGAAUCAUCAAUUGAUAAGUACUUGUUUGUGGUGGGAACCGGUGGAAACGAUUACUCUUUCAACUACUUCCGGGCCAACCCCCAUAAUGUCAGUCUUCAAGUCUUCACCGCCAAUCUCACAUCAUCUCUCUCCACAAAACUAAAGAAGUUGCACAGUUUGGGAGCAAGAAAAUUUGUGGUGAUGUCAAUAAACCCACUUGGGUGCAGUCCUAUGGCUAUGAACAUGAUGAUGCUGCCAACCGUGACGCGUAAUCGUUGCGUACAAGGUAUGAACCGUGCAGUUCACCUUUUCAAUUCUCGGUUCAAGUCCAUGGUUGAUGCUAUAAGGGCUGAAAUGCCCGGUUCAGCACUUGUAUUCGUCAACUCCUACAAGAUUAUCAGGGAUAUUAUCAAGAGUCCCAUCUCCAAAGGAUUCAAAGAUUCGAGCGGUACAUGUUGUGAAGUGGCAUCAAUAAGUGAAGGGGGAAAUGGAAUCUUAUGCCAAAGGGGAGGGCAAGUGUGCCUGAACAGAAGCAAUCAUGUCUUCUUUGAUGGCUUGCAUCCAACGGAAGCUGUGAACGUUCAAAUAGCAACCAAGGCAUUCGUCUCCACUCUCAAAACUGAAGUUUAUCCAACUAAUAUCCAACAAAUGACCCAAAGCCAAAUAUAGGCUGGUGCAUGGCAGGUCAUCUUUGUUUCUUAUAUGCCUACACUACCAAUAAGUUUCAUGGUUCUUUCUUUGUCACCUACAAUGGUACUCUAAUAUAUAGUGUGUAGCUAAGUUGGGUACGAUUUUAUUAGAAGUUUGGUAGGAGUGAAUAAGUCCAUCAGAGGACAUCGUAAUAUAUGUAUAGUCGACUGGUAUAUAUGGUAUAUAUAUUAUGGCUUUCUAUUA
Rosa chinensis is the source of this 1403-nucleotide messenger RNA. RefSeq names its product GDSL esterase/lipase At1g71250. The transcript has 4 exons. The coding region runs from base 21 to 1178 and encodes 385 amino acids. Lineage: Eukaryota; Viridiplantae; Streptophyta; Magnoliopsida; Rosales; Rosaceae. The record is from RefSeq and is a predicted model, not a curated record. Gene Ontology annotation, molecular function: hydrolase activity, acting on ester bonds.